Molecule: messenger RNA, 2544 nt
Organism: Fimicolochytrium jonesii
Lineage: Eukaryota; Fungi; Chytridiomycota; Chytridiomycetes; Spizellomycetales; Powellomycetaceae
Product: cobalamin-independent synthase
Exons: 2
Coding region: 101-2392 (763 amino acids)
Molecular function (GO): zinc ion binding; 5-methyltetrahydropteroyltriglutamate-homocysteine S-methyltransferase activity
Source: RefSeq, a predicted model, not a curated record
GCCUUCCGUCGUCGUGUCUCAAUUCCAUUCACUUCGCGCGUCCCGCAACCUUGUCCGCCCUCCCACCAACGUCAUCAAAACACAUCAAUCAGUCGCCAACAUGGUCGCACCCACAAACCUCGGAUUCCCCCGCAUGGGCGGCAACCGCGAGCUCAAGAAGCUCGUCGAGAACUACUGGAGCGGCAAGCUCGACCAGAAGGCUCUUCUCGCUGGCGCAAAGAACCUCCGUGCCGAACACUGGACCAUCCAGAAGCAAGCUGGCGUGCAAGACGGUCACAUCCCAUCCAAUGACUUCUCAUUCUACGACCAAGUCCUUGACCACCUCCUGCUGUUCAAUGUCAUCCCACAAAAGUACCAGGGGCUUCAGUUCCCUCUGGAGGCGUACUUUGCCAUGGGUCGUGGUCUCCAGAAGGAGGGAGUUGAUGUCCCCGCUAUGGAGAUGAAGAAGUGGUUCGACACAAACUACCACUUCAUCGUUCCUGAGUUCACGGAGAACCAGCAAUUCAAGCUCGCCACCCGCAAGCCCAUCGAGGAGUUCCAAGAAGCGAAGGCUCUCGGCAUCAAGACCCGCCCAGUCAUCCUCGGUCCCAUCACCUUCCUUCGCCUCGGCAAGGCCGCCAAGGGCCAGAACUUCGACCCUAUCAGCCUCCUCGACCGUCUCCUCCCUGUCUACGAAGAACUCCUCCGUGAGCUCGCAUCCGCUGGCGCCGAGUGGGUUCAGCUUGACGAGCCCGUGUUGACCUUCGAUCUUCCCGCCGAAUUUAAGGACCUGUACGCGAAGGCUUACAAGAAGCUCUCCGGCAUUAACGGCAUCAAGCUCCUGGUCGCCAACUACUUUGGUCGUCUCGGAGACAACCUCGAGAUCGUCGCCGAUCUCCCCAUCAACGCUCUUCACGUCGACCUUGUCCGCGCUCCUGAGGAGCUCGACGCUGUUCUGAAGGUCGCCCAAGACAAGGACUUCAUCCUUUCCCUUGGUCUCAUCAACGGUCGUAACAUCUGGAAGGCCGACCUGGACGCCGCCAUCGCCACAGCCCACCGCGCCGUCGGCCUUCUGGGCUCCGACCGUGUCCUUGUCGCUCCCAGUUGCAGCAUGCUCCACACCCCUCACUCCCUCGAGGCUGAGGUCAAGAUGGACAAGCAGAUCCUUGACUGGUUGUCCUUCUCCGUUGAGAAGCUCCACGAGCUCGUCGUCGUUGCCAAGGCCGUCGACAACGGAGAGGACUCCGUCAAGGCCGCCCUCGACGCUAACCGCAAGAGCAUGAACGCUCGUCGUACUUCCCCUCUCAUCCACGACAAGGUUGUCCAGGGUGAGAUGAAGGCUGUAACCGAGGACAUGUUCAAGCGUCAGUCUCCCUUCCCUACCCGUGCCGCCGCUCAGCAAGCGAAGCUGAACCUUCCCUCCUUCCCUACCACCACCGUCGGAUCCUUCCCCCAGACCAAGGAGGUCCGCGUUGCCCGCCAAAAGCUGAAGAAGGGCGAGUGGACCGUCGAGGAGUACGACAAAUUCAUCAAGGAGGAGACCAUCAAGUGCAUCCGCUUCCAGGAGAGCGUUGGUCUCGAUGUGCUCGUCCACGGCGAGUUCGAGCGUAACGACAUGGUCGAGUACUUCGGCGAGAACCUCAAGGGUUACGUCUUCUCUCAAAACGGCUGGGUCCAGUCCUACGGAUCCCGCUGCGUGAAGCCCCCAAUCAUCUACGGUGACGUCUCCCGCCCCAACCCCAUGACCGUCUACUGGUCCACCUUCGCCCAGGAGCAGACCAAGAAGGCCAUGAAGGGCAUGUUGACCGGUCCCGUCACCAUGCUGCAAUGGUCGUUCGUCCGUGACGAUCAGCCCCGUCGCGACACCGCCUUCCAGCUCGCCCUCGCCAUUCGCAAGGAAGUCCAGGACCUCGAGAAGGCCGGUAUCCCCGUCAUCCAGAUCGACGAGCCCGCCAUCCGUGAAGGUCUCCCCCUCCGUCGCUCCGACUGGGCGGCGUAUCUCCACUGGGCCGCCCGCGCGUUCCUCCUCUCCUCCACGGGAGUCAAGGACGACACCCAGAUCCACACGCACAUGUGUUACUCGGACUUCAACGACAUCUUUUCCACUAUCCAGGCCCUCGACGCCGACGCCAUCACCAUCGAGAACUCCAAGUCGGACCUCAAGCUCCUCACCGCUUUCGAGAAAUUCGGCUACACCAACGGUAUCGGACCUGGUCUCUACGACAUUCACUCCCCUCGUGUCCCCUCUGAGGAGGAGAUGCGCGAACGCCUCGCCGAAAUGCUGAAGUACCUCCGCAAGGAGCUCGUCUGGGUCAACCCCGACUGUGGUCUCAAGACCCGUGGAUGGCCCGAGACCGAGCGUGCCUUGUCCAACAUGUGCCGUGUCGCCGAGUCGUUCCGCAAGGCCAAGUAGAACACUUCCGUCUUCUCAAAGGCCCAAUAUAUACCCCUCCUAUAAGGUGUUUCUUCACCUGUGCUAUAUCCCACCUUCCAUAGCUUUCAUGUGCUUUCCGCAUUCACAACUGUAAUUAUUUUGUACCGUCCGAUCUCGUUUUCAUAAACAAA